GUCUAAUGUCUUAAAGAUACGAGGAACAAGACAAUUGAGCAAUGGCUUCUAAAGAAGAGGGUAGCAGCAAGUCAACCAACCCAGCACUGGAUCCGGAUCUGGACAACCCGGAUAAUCCGGGUCUGGAAUUUGCCCAGUUUGCAGCAGGCUGCGUCUGGGGAGUGGAAUUGGUCGAAGGAGUAGUGAAGACGGAGGUAGGCUACUCUCAGGGCCAUGUCCACGACCCAAAUUACAAGCUCGUUUGCUCCGGUACCACCGACCAUGCAGAGGUGAUUCGGAUCCAGUUUGACCCGAAUGUCUGCCCAUAUACCAAUCUGCUUUCUCUCUUUUGGAGUCGUCAUGAUCCCACCACUCUAAAUCGCCAGGUAUCAAAUUCCUUCAUCUCAAUAAUAAAAUAAUGUUACUGUGUUUGUACUACGAAGAGAAUAUACAAUUUAGGUAACUUUGCAUGAUCCUUAGUUGUAAUGUUAUAUAGUUGUCGCUCUGAAUCUGAUUUC
Molecule: messenger RNA, 497 nt
Organism: Nicotiana tabacum (common tobacco)
Lineage: Eukaryota; Viridiplantae; Streptophyta; Magnoliopsida; Solanales; Solanaceae
Source: RefSeq, a predicted model, not a curated record